Molecule: messenger RNA, 1142 nt
Organism: Prunus mume (Japanese apricot)
Lineage: Eukaryota; Viridiplantae; Streptophyta; Magnoliopsida; Rosales; Rosaceae
Source: RefSeq, a predicted model, not a curated record
AUUGCCAUUUUUCUUUUAUGUCGUCGUUGCUUUCAUUGUCGGAGAUCAAAGCCGCCACCAGAAACUUCAACGAUGGUUCUAUUAUCGGUGUUGGUGGGUUCGGCCACGUGUACAAAAGGAGCAUCGAUCAGGGCACCCUUGUUGCGAUCAAACGGCUUAAACCCGAGUCGCAACAAGGGGUCCCGGAGUUUAGGGCGGAGAUCUAUAUGCUCUCCCAACUCCGCCACCAACAUUUGGUGUCUCUCAUCGGGUACUGUAAAGAUAGAAGGGAAAUGAUCUUGGUGUAUGAGUACAUGGAAAAUAAGACUCUUUAUGAUCAUCUAAUGAACCCAAAAUCCGAUCCUAAUGCACAACCACUUCCCUGGGAAAAACGGCUCCAGAUUUGUAUUGGCGCAGCGCGUGGUUUGCACUACCUUCACACUGGUGGUACGGAAGGCACCAUCAUUCACCGUGAUGUAAAAAGCACAAACAUUUUAUUGGACGAGAAUUGGGUGGCCAAAGUUUCGGAUUUCGGGUUGUCGAAAAUGGGCUCAAUGACCAUGUCCAAGAUCCACAUUACCACGACAGUGAAGGGUAGUUAUGGGUAUUUGGACCCAGAAUACAUGCUCCUAAAUCAAUUGACCGAGAAGUCAGAUGUGUACUCAUUCGGCGUCGUGUUGUGUGAGGUGCUGUGUGCAAGGCCAGCCCUGAUGCGUACAGUGGAGAAGAAGGAAAUGAGUUUGGCUAUGUGGUUCGAGGCCUGCCAUCAAAAUGGGGAACUUGAUCAAAUCAUUGAUCCAAGCUUGAAGGGUAAAAUUGAAGACGAAUGCUUCAAAGUGUUCGUUGAGAUUGCGCUGAGGUGGAUGCAUAAGAAUGGGAAACAACGUCCGUCGAUGAACAACGUGGUGGAGGUGCUUGUGCAAGCAUUAAAACUUCAGCAGAACGGAGAUAAGAAGGACGAGGAUGAUGAAACAAAGGAGGCUGCAAUUAUGAAUGAGAGCGAUGGAGGUUUUAGUUCCAACUGGACAGACUCGUCAGAUUCGAAGAACAGUAGUAGGAUGACCAACACCAGUAGUGACCAAAGUUGUUCGACCACCAACAAUUCCAUUAAAAGAAUGUCAGGGACAGUUUUUUCUGAGAUCAAAGAUCCCAGUGGAAGAUGA